UAAAGAAAUAAAAAUGGAAAGUUGUGAUGUAGUACUGUUAGACUUUUGGGCUAGUGUGUUUGGUAUAAGGGUCAGAAUUGCUUUGGCUGAAAAGGGUGUGAACUAUGAGUACAAAGAACAGGACUUGGCCAAUAAAAGUCAACUCCUCCUUGAGAUGAACCCAGUUCACAAAAAAAUUCCGGUUCUCAUUCAUGGUGGUAAGCCCAUAUGUGAAUCCAACAUCAUUGUUCAGUAUAUCGACGAGGCCUGGAAUGACAAGUCUUUAACCUUGUUGCCUUCUGAUCCUUAUCUCAAAGCUCAGGCCAGGUUUUGGGCUGACUUUAUUGACAAGAAGUUAUAUGAUGCUGGGAAGAGGAUAUCCGCUUCAAAAGGAGAAGAGCAGGAAGUUGCAAAAAAGGAAUUCAUAGAUUUGUUGAGGGUGUUGGAAGGGCAGCUUGGUGAAAAGCAGUAUUUGAUCGGGGAGAGUUUUGGGUAUGCAGAUAUCGCAUUGAUACCGUUUAGCUUCUGGUUUUAUACACUGGAAAAGAUGGCGAAUAUGAGUAUAGAAAACGAAUGUCCAAAGUUGGUUGCCUGGAUUAAAAGGUGCAUGGAAAGAGAGAGCGUCUCCAAGUCUAUUCCUGAUCCCCUUAAGUUCUACGAGUUGGCGAUGGAAUCACUGAAGAAACAAGGUCACUAAUACUACACCGUACUGAGGUAAUGAGCUAGGAUAGUAAAAGUAAUAAGAAUAAGAUACUUGGUUGUGUCUAGCUCGUAUGGUUGUUUCGAACUUUCAAUUUACUAGUAAUUUGGUCCUAAUCGAAUACUUUUUGUUAAGAGUACUUGUUAAUUUAUAAAUGUUUCAGUUAACUUACAAGUAAAUUGGUCUUAAUUGGAA
Messenger RNA from Erigeron canadensis, 874 nucleotides. RefSeq names its product probable glutathione S-transferase parC. Gene Ontology annotation, biological process: glutathione metabolic process. The coding region runs from base 14 to 676 and encodes 220 amino acids. Gene Ontology annotation, molecular function: glutathione transferase activity. Gene Ontology annotation, cellular component: cytoplasm. The transcript is spliced from 2 exons. The record is from RefSeq and is a predicted model, not a curated record. Lineage: Eukaryota; Viridiplantae; Streptophyta; Magnoliopsida; Asterales; Asteraceae.